This is a messenger RNA of Fusarium verticillioides 7600, 1370 nucleotides long. RefSeq lists its product as hypothetical. The transcript is spliced from 3 exons. Bases 96 to 830 code for a protein of 244 amino acids. Gene Ontology annotation, molecular function: protein binding. Lineage: Eukaryota; Fungi; Ascomycota; Sordariomycetes; Hypocreales; Nectriaceae. Gene Ontology annotation, cellular component: Cdc73/Paf1 complex. The record is from RefSeq and is a predicted model, not a curated record.
UCCAUCCGCAGUUCAGUCCAAGCCAAGCACUUUCAUUCAUACAACGUCAUAUUGAAGAGCGAGAGAAGCACGACGUUUACCACGGCGUGGGAGAGAUGUCGAAACAAUAUUUGACCACGCAUACCGUGGAUAAUGCCCACAUCACCGACAUCUUUUCCAUUGCGACGACAUCCAAAGCUGUGAUAUCAGGCAGUGGAUCUUCCACGCUUCACGUUCAUGAUACAACUGAUCCUUCAUUCCCACUCAAGCAGUCCAUCUCAGAUGCACACAAGUUGGGGUGCCACCACGUGUGCACCUCACGGAAUGGUAACGUCGCAGCGAGCGCUGGAUUUGGCGGCGAGGUAAAAAUUUGGAAAGUCGACAGCGACACUGGCGAAUGGAGUUUGGAUGGUGAGAUUAGAGGAUCUUCAUCUAAGCCUGGUGAGGCCUGGGCUAUGGCGUUGAGUGAGAAUGGAUCUUACCUGGCUACUACAACAAACGAUGGCCGAGUCAACGUUUGGGAUGUCAUGGGUGAGAAGAAGCCCAAGAUUCGUGAGUACGAAACCGGAAGUGCUGGAUCUGGAAGCUUUGGCAUGUCAGUGGACUUGAGCCGGGAUGGGAAAUACACGGCCAGCGGCCACCAGAAUGGAUCUGUCUACAUUUUCAACAAUGAUACAGGAAGAGUCCUGUACUCAUUAUCUGGUCGGUUGCCUCGUACACCUCUUACAUACUAUUUCUCUGACAUGUGCUAUCAGGUCUCGCAAAGCCUGUACGAUCAGUUGCCUUUUCUCCUGGUAACACUCGACUUGCUGCUGCAGGUGACGCUGGAAUCAUCGCACUCUACGACAUAAAACAUGGAGAACAUGUUGGGAACCUGACUGGACACUCCUCGUGGGUCACAUCACUCGACUGGAGCGAUACAGGGGAGUACCUGCUAAGUGGCUCAAUGGAUGGGAAGGUCAAGGUAUGGUCAAUUGAGCGAAGCGCGUGUGUGGCAACCCAUAGUGAGACGGACAAAGCUCUUUGGUCUGUAAAGUGGCUACCGAAGACUGUCAGAAGCGAGAUGUUCUGCACUGCUGGCGCAAACAGGAGCCUUUCGUUCUACCGAGAGGCUACUGGUGGUUGAUCAUUGUAUAAUAGAAACGGGAAACUCUCGGCGAUGAGGGAAUUCGAUCACCAAGACAGUCAGAAAAAGAAAAGACAUUACAGGCUUAUGUUAUCACGUUUCACUAACAGCUUGUAUGUGUGAACUUGACGGCAUCAAUACGAUAGAUCAGCGGGCCGCAAAGAAAUCCACAAACUGGGGGCAAGACCGGGAAUCCUAGCAGUACCUGGGAUAAGAGUUGAAAUCUAAACCUUAAGGAUAGUUACCAAUUCAUAUCAUUCGAAAC